UUUAUUUCUUCAAUCUGAAGUUCACAACUUCUCCAAAUCUCAACCAUUUUUCGAGUUUACAAAAGUAAGCUCUCUUCAACCUUUUGACUUCAACGAUCUACGCUUCUAAAUCUUCUUCCUCAAAUCACAUUGCAAACAACACAAUUUCAAUCUCUCACUUAUUACAUCCAAAACCCACUUCCUUAAUUUCACUAAUUCCAACUAAUGGAUAGCAAUUAUUCGGCUAUUACAAAGGAUUCUUUUGUUGAAUUACAAGUUAAAGAUGAUAACUUUAGGGAUAACGAGCAAUUGAAACCAAGGGUUAAUGAUGAUCUUGAAGCUGAUGAUAUAGAUUUGGAUAAUUUACCUCUAAUUUUUGGUGAAGAUAAAUCUGGGUCUGGUGUAUAUGGUGCAGUUUUUAAUUUAACAACCACUAUUAUUGGUGCUGGUAUUAUGGCUUUACCUGCUACAAUGAAAGUUUUGGGUUUAGUUGUUGGGGUUGUUUUAAUAUUCUUGAUGGGUGUUUUGUCUGAGAUUAGUGUUGAAUUGCUUGUUCGAUUUUCGGUUCAAUGUAAGGCUUCUUCUUAUGGGGAGGUUGUUCAAGCUGCAUUGGGUAAAACAGCUAAGAUCUUGUCUGAGAUUUGUAUUAUUGUGAACAAUGCUGGCGUUUUGGUUGUAUACUUGAUUAUAAUUGGGGAUGUUUUGUCUGGCUCGAUUCGUCAUACUGGAGUUUUCGAUCAAUGGUUAGGUCAUGGAAUGUGGGAUCAUAGGAAGUUAGUGAUUUUGAUCAUAUUGGUGAUUUUUCUUGCACCCCUUUGUGCAAUGGAUAAGAUCGAUUCGUUGAGUAUGUCUUCGGCUGCUUCUGUAGCUCUUGCGGUUGUGUUUGUUGUAGUUGCUUUUACUAUAGCAUUUAUUAAGCUUGUCGAGGGGAAAAUUGAAGCUCCAAGGUUGACACCAGAUUUUGGGUCUAAAAAGGCAAUACUAGACCUGCUUGUAGUGAUCCCCAUAAUGUCAAAUGCAUAUGUUUGUCACUUCAAUGUUCAGCCCAUUUAUAAUGAGCUUGAAGGCCGAUCCCCUCAGAAGAUGAACCGUGUGAGCAGAAUUACUUCUGGUAUUUGUGUGUUGGUGUAUGCUUCUACGGCUAUAGCUGGCUAUUUACUUUUUGGAAAGGAUACUGAAUCUGAUAUACUCACCAAUUUCGACAAGGACCUUGGAAUUCGUUUCAGCACAGCAUUGAAUUACAUUGUUCGUGUUGGCUAUGUGUUCCAUCUGGUUCUUGUUUUCCCUGUUAUCCAUUUCUCCUUGAGGCAGACGGUGGAUGCUUUGUUGUUUGAAGGAUCUGCACCACUCACGGAAAGUAGGAAGAGGUGUCUGGCUUUGACUGCCGUUCUCCUGGCACUUUUAUAUUUAGGGUCGACUAUGAUUCCUAACAUCUGGACUGCUUUCAAAUUUACAGGGGCCACAACUGCUGUCUCAUUAGGCUAUACGUUUCCAUCUCUCAUUGCUCUAAGGCUGAGCAAAGAAGGAGGAAGCGGUUUGAGUGUGAGAGAAAGGAUUUUGUCUUGGUUCAUGUUGAUAUUGGCCAUUAUAGUUAGCAUUGUUGGAGUGAGUGGCAAUAUUUAUAGUCUCAGUAGCAAGGGUGAUUGAGGUUUGUUCUUUUUCAUACAGUGGAAAGACCUGUUGCAUUAUUGACAUAAAGUCAUGUGAUAUAGUUCCACUUAAAAAUCAUUCUAGCUUUACCAGUCCAUGUAGAAUAGCAAGAGAUUGCCAUAGAUGUUGAAGAUUGAUAGAAUAGCGAUCGCGGAUUCAUGGAGAAUUUUAGUUAUUGAGAGUUAUUACGGCAGCUGGUAAAGUCUAAAUUCUUUUUAUUAUAUUUGUAAUUGUUAAAGGUGGCAACCUAUAUCUUCAUAUCUUUACCCCUGCCAUACAGGGGUCCGUAUACCAUGUACCAACAAACUGAUCUUAUGAAUACAAUAAUUGAAUGUCGUUCUUAUAA
This is a messenger RNA of Lycium ferocissimum, 1975 nucleotides long. RefSeq names its product amino acid transporter AVT6E-like. The record is from RefSeq and is a predicted model, not a curated record. Gene Ontology annotation, molecular function: amino acid transmembrane transporter activity. Gene Ontology annotation, biological process: amino acid transmembrane transport. Lineage: Eukaryota; Viridiplantae; Streptophyta; Magnoliopsida; Solanales; Solanaceae. The coding region runs from base 205 to 1626 and encodes 473 amino acids. The transcript has 2 exons.